CGUUUUUUUUAGCUGCGGACCGCUGAUCCACACGGGCACGAUCGCGAUCUACUGCUCUCGCUGAAAAAAAGGCUCCGUCGUUUGGUGCCGGAUUUUAGCAGCGUUCACAAGAUCAAACCGCUCGAGUAGGUGAUCGCGCACAGUGCAGCAUCAAGGUGUGGGCAUCGUCCAGCAGUCAACAAGAACAGACAUUUGCACAAACCCGCUAAUUAGCCAUGGCUUCGAGAUUUCGAAAGUUCGGCGUGACAGCAGCCGGCAUUGCGCUUGGUGCCGCCCUAUCCACCUAUGCCCUUCAGCACAAAGACACCCCACAGUACCAGGUCCAAAUGGAGGAAAUGCAACGCGUACGGCGUAAGCGCACUCUUCCACCACGAUCGGAGCAAAUCAAGGCCCUCCAAAGUGGAGAUGAGUAUGACGUGCUGAUCAUUGGCGGUGGUGCGACGGGUGCUGGUUGUGCGCUUGAUUCUGUAACACGUGGUCUCAAGACGGCACUGGUGGAGGCGGAUGACUUUGCCAGUGGCACAUCGUCCCGGUCGACUAAGCUGAUUCACGGUGGCGUGCGAUAUCUGCAGAAGGCUAUUCUCGGUCUGGAUAUUGAGCAGUACCGGAUGGUGAAGGAGGCCCUGCACGAGCGAGCCUCGAUGUUGCGAUCGGCUCCUCAUCUCACGAGACCGCUACCAAUCAUGCUACCGGUGUACACAUGGUGGCAGAUUCCGUACUUCUGGGUAGGCAUCAAGGCGUACGAUUUCGUCGCUGGUGAUCGCAACGUUAAGAGCUCGUACUACCUGUCGCGAGCGGACGCUCUUGAGCUGUUCCCUAUGCUGCGCGGUGACAAACUGUGCGGUGCCAUCGUGUACUACGAUGGGCAGCAGGAUGAUGCCCGCAUGAACCUGGCGAUCGCGUUAACCGCGGCCCGUCAUGGUGCUUCCAUCACGAACCAUGUCGAGGUGCUGGAGCUACUGAAGAAGAAGGACACCGCGGGCAAGGAGGUGCUGUGUGGUGCGAAGGUGCGCGACAACAUCAGCAAGAAGGAGUGGACGAUCAAAGCGAAGUGCGUGAUCAAUGCCACCGGUCCGUUCACCGACUCGAUCCGCAAGAUGGACAAUCCGACGGUGAAGGAAAUCUGUUGUCCCAGCUCGGGUGUGCAUAUCGUGCUGCCGGGUUACUACAGCCCCCAGCAGAUGGGUCUGCUUGAUCCGGACACCUCCGACGGUCGCGUGAUCUUCUUCCUGCCGUGGUUGAAUGGAACGAUCGCCGGUACGACCGAUUCGCCGUGUGAUGUGACGCGUACACCGACCCCCAGUGAGGACGAGAUCCAGUUCAUCCUGAGCGAAAUCAAGAACUAUCUCAACAAGGACGUUGACGUGCGCCGCGGUGAUGUCCUGUCCGCGUGGAGUGGCAUCCGUCCGCUCGUGUCCGACCCGAACAAGGAGGACACGCAGUCGCUGGCCCGCAACCACAUCGUGCACGUAAGCGACUCGAAGCUGGUAACGAUCGCUGGUGGCAAGUGGACGACGUUCCGUGCCAUGGCGGAACACACGAUCGAUGCCGCAAUUAAGGCGUGUGACUUGAAGCCCGAACGUGGUUGUGUCACCGACGGUCUGUGGAUCGAAGGUGCUCAGGGCUGGACGCCGACCAUGUACAUCCGGUUGGUGCAGGAUCUGGGUUUGGAGGUGGAAGUCGCCAAACAUCUGGCGAUUUCGUACGGUGAUCGCGCUUUUGCCGUUGCCAAGCUCGCUACGCUCACCGGCAAACGUUGGCCUAUCAUCGGUAAGAAGCUGCACCCGGAGUUCCCGUACAUUGAUGCGGAAGUACGGUACGGCAUUCGCGAAUACGCUUGUACGUGCGUGGAUAUGAUCUCGCGCCGACUCCGGCUGUCGUUCCUGAACGUGCAGGCCGCCAUAGAGGCUUUGCCAAUGAUCGCCGACAUCAUGGCGGAGGAGCUGAAGUGGUCGAAGGACGAGAAGGAGCGCCAGAUCAAGAAUUGCGAGCACUUCCUGCAGACGCAGAUGGGCCACCAGGCGAACCGGUCGCUUAAGGAGAAGGUACCGAUCAACCUGUCCAAGCAGGAAGCAGACAUGUACGUCAAGCGUUUCGAGACGAUCGACAAAGAGAAGAAGGGUUAUGUGUCGAUCACCGACAUCAAGCGCGCCAUGAAGUCGUUCGGUGACGCCGAGGUCACCGGAGAGGAACUGCACGACAUCCUGAAGGAAAUCGACACCAACAUGAACGGCCAAGUCGAGCUGGAGGAGUACCUACAGAUGAUGUCGGCGAUAAAGUCCGGAUUUGUGUCGCACUCGCGGUUCGCAGCCGUGGCGGAACAGGAAGAGAUCCGCAAGGAACAGGAGCGCCUCAAGAAGCAGAUCACCAUCGAACGCUCCGGAGCCACUAGUCAACGAAAGUAAAACUAAAACUCUGUGCGAUUUAGCUCCCAACUAUCGCGACUAAAGCAUGCCCUAUCCAUCCCCAAACAUCCACGCUAGGCUACACGUGCAGCCUUCGUGUAUUGCAUCUUUGAAAACCAAAGUUGUCCCAAAACUCCUAUAACGCAAACCCCACGUGCUCGUCGCGAACAUGCUGUCGUUAACCUGCUCGCAUUUGAGCGCGUUGUUUGUACAUGUGUAUUGUGCCGGUAGGCUGGUCUGGUUUGUUGCGUGUCGUCCUUGCUGAUGUGCGCUCGAAACAGGCGACCAAAUUACACUACUUUUUUUGUUAUUACCAAUGUACAUAAUUGUUGUAAGUCAUGCGCGUUAAUUUAACUAGCUCAAUUCUUCGAUAUGUUCAUUUUUCUGAAUGCUGUUUCACUCAACAAGGCAACUCAACCCUCCGAGAGAGAAACUCGUACAAAAGACAAAGAAACUAAACGAAAACGUAUGUUUAAAACGCUUACAAAAUCUGCACCUGCACCUGCAUAAGCACACGGUGAAAGCAGUAACGUCGGUAGUUUUGUGCACAUUUUACCGAUUUAUAGUAUGCAAUCGAUCAUCGGUAAUUAAUACUAGUAAGAAACAGAGAAGUUCCAUGUUUCAUCUGUGGAUCGAAGAUCGUUUAAUGCAAAUAUUUAUAGCACCCACGAAUAUUCCUGUCUAAAUGCGUCCGUUCUCGUAAGGUUACCAGCACAUCUAUUGAUGUUCAUCGGAGAGCAUAAAACGCUGGAAAAUGCUGGGAACUACAUGAACCGACUCAACCUCGAGUUAGUUUUUGAAAAUGAUCGACGGUAUGCCACCCAGUGCGUGUUGGGAUAAAAUGAAUAUGUAACAGAAAAGUUAUUCGCAAUACCGAAAGAUGGUUCUCGCUAACCAACUUGAUUGUCGAUUGUGCCAUCAUAUCUUUGUGCUGCCAAUUGUAUCUCAAAAUCAUCUUCAUUCUGUUGCUGUUCGGUUUUUGGGUGAAAAUUGAAGCAGAUCGAUUAAGCAAACAAGAACCUCACGCCCCCUUUCAUUGGCCUCAUCCUGCAAAAGCUCAUUCAUCGGUACGAAACAAUCGAUCACGAAGGACGAUGAACGAUGAUAAGUAAUUAAAUUAUUAUCUAGCGCUAAAUAAUCGUUGGAAACAAAAUGAUUGUUUUCUUAUUUCGCAAUCAUGCUUGAAAAUGUGUUUAAACAAAACAAAAAGUACGAACAAAAGUGCUCGUUUUUGGUUUCUGUAUCCUUUUUCAUUAUGUUGCAAAAGGAUUUAUUUGUUAUCGAUAAGAAAUAAUUGAAUGAAAUGUCACAGUAAUUGCUAUGAUAAAUAAAUUCCAACCAAACUCUA
Messenger RNA from Anopheles nili, 3753 nucleotides. It is a transcript of the gene Gpo1, whose product is annotated as glycerol-3-phosphate dehydrogenase, mitochondrial. The record is from RefSeq and is a predicted model, not a curated record. Gene Ontology annotation, cellular component: glycerol-3-phosphate dehydrogenase (FAD) complex; mitochondrion. The transcript is spliced from 8 exons. NCBI's taxonomy places the organism in Eukaryota, Metazoa, Arthropoda, Insecta, Diptera, Culicidae. Gene Ontology annotation, biological process: glycerol-3-phosphate metabolic process. Bases 216 to 2405 code for a protein of 729 amino acids. Gene Ontology annotation, molecular function: calcium ion binding; glycerol-3-phosphate dehydrogenase (quinone) activity.